Dunckerocampus dactyliophorus (ringed pipefish) is the source of this 1669-nucleotide messenger RNA. RefSeq names its product CD9 antigen-like. Lineage: Eukaryota; Metazoa; Chordata; Actinopteri; Syngnathiformes; Syngnathidae. Bases 754 to 1428 code for a protein of 224 amino acids. Gene Ontology annotation, cellular component: membrane. The transcript is spliced from 7 exons. The record is from RefSeq and is a predicted model, not a curated record.
UCUUCAUCACAUAUUCAAAAAUACUGGAAAGCAUCUUCAGCUCUUGCGUCAUUUCAUCACCACGUCCAAUCACAGUCAGGUUCACACGCAGGAGGAAGGGCUUAUUUGCGUUCAUGACUUUUAUACCUUUAUUUUAUUGCAACAAACAUCUGCACGUGUUUGUGUCACAUGUAGAGAUGUUUUUUUCGGAUGUUUUUUGGGAUGUAACACGGUGACUUUUGAAAAGUCACCGGCACAUCAAACUCUCCAUUGCACUUGAGGCUUUUCCCCACUGAGCGGCGUCAUUUUCACACAAGAUGCGUGCUGAUGUCAUCUCCUCCACCAGAGGGCGUCGUUUGACAUCGACGUCGACGUAAUCAAUCAUCAGCUGUCAUGACUUGUUCAUCUUUUCUAACUAUGAAUCGAUGAUGAUUGUUUUUAUUGAUUUGGAAAUGGAAUUCAAUCAGACAAACAUGAGCUGACUGCCUGGAAACAAAGCAUCAUCGUUAUCUUCAUCAUGACCUCCUACUCUAAAUAUGCAUGGAUGGAUGGAUUGAUUGAUAUCGAUAGAUUGAGAUGCAGGCAGGUAGGUGGCUGUUGAUUACUCUCACCUGGUGUCUGAUGGCCUCCUCCCCCGCCUGCAACCCCUCCCCCUGGCCUCUCAGAUGAGUUAGGAUAGGCUGUUGCUCCCUCAAAAGCCUUCCUCCUCCUGCUCCUCCUCUUCCUCUCCUGUACUGCGAGACUGAGGUGUUGGGAUCUUCCUGAAGGUUCACCAUGGGGGCUCUGCAGUGUGUCAAGUACCUGCUGUUUGUCUUCAACUUCCUCUUUUGGUUGGCCGGUACCGGCGUCCUGGCUGUGGCUCUUUGGCUGCGAUUCGACUCCAGAACCUCAGGACUCUUUGAGGGCGAGGACUCUCCUUCGGUAUUCUUCACUGGCGUGUACAUCCUGAUUGCGGCGGGCGCUCUGAUGAUGGUGGUGGGCUUCCUGGGAUGCUGCGGCGCCAUCAAGGAGUCCCCAUGCAUGCUGGCAUUGUUCUUCCUCUUCCUGCUUCUCAUCUUCGCCGUGGAGGUGGCCGCCGGCAUCUGGGGUCUGUCCAACAAGGAGCGCGUGGUGAACGAUGUGACUGAGUUCUACAAGCAGACAUACGCCAACUACAAGGACACCAGGCAGGAGGCGCUCAAGGAGACCUUACGCCUCAUCCACUUUGGACUCAACUGUUGCGGACCCACGGGCUCUGUCAUUGACGCCGCCAAGGACAUCUGCCCCAGGAAGGAGGGCCUGGACGUCCUGGUCACCGUGAGCUGCCCGGCUGCCAUCAGCGGGAUGUUCAACAACAAGCUGCACAUCAUCGGCGGAGUGGGCAUCGGCAUCGGCGUCAUCAUGAUCUUUGGGAUGAUCUUCAGCAUGAUGCUCUGCUGUGCCAUCAAGAGGUCCAGAGACUUCGUCUAAACCGCCAAACUCACGCCUUGACAUUCUUUUAACUUGGCCACGCUUGGGUGCACGCGGGAUGGCCGUCUGGGACGUGUGAGCGUGUGGCGCCCGAGCUUUUCAACUUUGACCUUUUUUCAUGUUGUGCUCUGGUGGGAGCGCCGAAGGAGUUUUAGUUUGAGUGCUAACAUUUUACGUAGCUAACCUUUCUUUACUUUCUUUUACAUGUUUGUAAAACACCAAAUAAAUCUAUCAAGAGUGA